AUGGCUGCCCGCGUAGCACGGCGGGUGGGGAGGAUCUCCGCCGUCGAUCGCACGCCGUUCGUCUCCGCACUCCUUGCUGAAGCCUUCGCAUGGCGUCGCACGUUUGUGUCGUCGCCAACAUCGCCAAUGUCGCAAGCUUCGUUAGCCUCGCCUUCGUCCUCCGAGAUGGCAGCGUCAGUAGGGGGAAACGUGGCGCAAGCUGCUGGAGGAUCAGCGCCAGCAGGGGGAAGCGCAGGGGGAAGCGGUGCGCAAGCGGUAGGGGAAGGCGGCACAAGGACAGCGGAAAGCAGCGCGCGAUCAGGGGGGGACAAUGCGCGGGUGGUAGGGAAAAGCGGCACACGAACGAUCGGGGGGAUCACGGCGCGCGCGGCGGAGGGAGGCGGCGCGCGCGCGACGGUGCGCGUGGUGCGCGCGGACGGGAUGGACGUGGAGGCGCAGCUGCGGCUGGAGGAGAAGCUUCUCAGAAGCGACCCGACCAACAGCAACUGGUUCGUCUUCAAUGCUGACGUGGCAGCACCGACCAUCGUGAUGGGGAUUUCAGGCAAGCCCCAUGAGUUGCUUCACACCGAGGCUGUCCUCGAGGCUCGGGUGCCGGUGGUCCGCCGGUUCAGCGGUGGAGGUACGGUGGUACUGGACUCAGGCUCGGUGCUGACGAGCCUGAUCUGCCGGCGCAGCGCGGUGCCGAACCUGCCUCUGUACCCGCGGCCAAUAAUGGAGUGGACGGAGGGGCUGCUGCAACCCGCAAUGACGAAUGUUCCGGGUUUUGCCUUGAGGGAUAAUGACUACGUGGUGGGAGAUCUCAAGGUGGGCGGCAACGCACAGAGCAUCACAGGCAGCAGCUUUCUGCACCACACGUCAUUCCUCUGGGACUUCUGCUCGCACCGGAUGGCACUGCUGCAGCAGCCCUCGCGUGCUCCUGAGUACAGAGAGGGCCGCUCCCAUGAUCAGUUUAUCACCAAACUAUGUCAAUAUUACUCGACAAAGGACGAAUUUUUGAGAUCUGUCCUGGUUGCUCUUGCUCUGCACUUCGAUUUGCGGGCAACUGCUCUCCACCAAGUAGAGGCCUUGCCAUUCCAGCCUUGGAAAUCAGGUGUUGCUCUCCCUGCGUCCCGCCAAUCGCGGGGGACCGCGAAUAAACGCAUUUCUGCUCCGGGGUCGUUGACAUUGUUCAGGAGCCAUUAUCAUUCUUCUCGGCUCGUCGCCAAGGCUGCUGCCGCCAUGAGCCCGCUGUCAGGCACACCAGCGGCGAAGACCAUAGUGCUGCCAGCCAAGGCAGGGAAGCACGCGGCCACUGUGGUGUGGCUGCACGGGCUGGGGGAUACGGGAUAUGGAUGGUCCGAUCUCUGCGAGACGGUUAACCUCCCGCAUAUUAAGUGGAUUCUCCCCAGCGCCCCCGUUGCCCCUGUCACAAUCAACGGAGGCAUGCCAUGCCCCUCAUGGUUUGACCUGUUUGGCCUGGACGCGAGUGCACAGGACGACGUGAAGGGCAUUGAUGCUGCUGCCAGAUACGUGGCCGGGAUUCUGGAGGAGGAGAAGCGAGCCAACCCAGACGUGAAGUUUGCAGUGGGAGGGUUCAGCCAAGGGGGCGCUCUCUCCCUCUACCUCAUGUCCCGAAAGGUUCUGGGGAAGUUUGAGGAUGGUUCCGAUGCCUCCUCCGUGCCGCUCCACGCCUCUGUUGCUUUCAGCGGCUGGCUGCCCAAGUGCAGUCUGAAGCCCGGAGGCAGUGCUGCAGUGGGGGAUGCAUCUGUGGCAGAGAAGGCCGCCGCCCACCCUUUGCUCAUGGCGCAUGGGGAAGCUGACAGCCUGGUGCCCUUCGCAUUUGGCAAGGGGUCGGCUCAGGUGCUACAGGAAGCAGGGUUCUCCAACCUGACCUUCAAGUCGUACCGAGGCAUGGCCCACUCUGCUUGUCCCGAAGAGCUGGCGGAUCUCAAAGCCUGGCUGCAAAAGAACGUGCCACCACCCUCUUAA
This is a messenger RNA of Closterium sp. Yama58-4, 1968 nucleotides long. NCBI's taxonomy places the organism in Eukaryota, Viridiplantae, Streptophyta, Zygnematophyceae, Desmidiales, Closteriaceae. The record is from the annotation of a GenBank genome assembly.